AACUUUGGCUCUUAGUAUGCAGUCGCCAUUUUGUUUUGCACCGGUUUUGUAGUAAAAAUGAAGCGUUCGAGGUUAAAACCAUUUAGUUUUAAAGCGACCAUUAUCGACAAAACCGGUAAAGGAGUUACAAAAUCAUACAAUCUGCCACCAGCUAAAAAGUCUACAUUUUCAAGUCUUGCCCCCCAUACUGAAAGGGAAGACGUUCUACCAGCAAUCAGUGGAUUCUUGACGUUCGACGAUCAGGAGCCAUUGAACUUCGGGAUUACGAACUACGAGAAACGGCAGAUUACUUUAAAUAAGAAAUGGACAGAUAUUCGAAAGACUGUUUUAAAGUCAUUUGUUAAAGACUGCCACAUGCCAGUAGGUCAAGAAUGUGUUGUGUGCGGAUCAGAGCCGGCUGUUCUAAAAUGUGAAGACUGUGGUUCACGACAAUUCUACUGCUUAAUAUGCGGCCAUUCUUUACAUAAAAGCCGAAACCAGUUUCACGUAUUGGAACUAUGGAAGGGGAGAACGUUCGUGCCAUAUUUUAUAGAGGGAGACGUUCUUGCAACACACACGUGCAGCUCUGCUAACGCAAAAAACAUCGUAUGCAUUGAUGAACACGGAAAUCAACACGCAAAAAAAGUUUCUUUCUGCAGUUGUGAAUCUGCUGUUGUUACAUUAGUUCGUCUUCGUCUUUGGCCUGCUACACCUGACAGGCCAUCAACAGCAUUUAGUUUCAAGCUAAUGGAUCUUGUUUCAAGUGUCUUCCUUCAUUGCAAAGUCUCUUUAAAAGAAUUCACCGAGUGCCUUGAAUCAUUAAGGAAACCUCUUCAUCCAAGACUGGUGUCCUCAAUUUAUCAACUCCUUAAUGCCAGUUGUUUUGAAGAAUACAGGUUUUUCAAGCACCAGUUGUCUACAUUAGAGAUGUCGAAGGUCGUGGGUUCGAAUCCCAGCGAGAUUUAUACAUGGCAUGCCUGAAGACUUGGCGAACAUGGCUUGAAACACYGUUGAUGACAUUCCUAGGAUGAUUUUGUGAACAUGAAGGCUUUGCCCCUCAAUAAUAAGAACGGCAUCACUGUCCUUCCAUGGUUUGGAAAAAUUGAAAUUUUCCUCAGAACAAUCCAACUCAAGCUCUUCAAAGAAGAAAAAACAUUAUAUCUUCAUAAUGAAAGCAAAGUAACAUGUAAAGUCAGGACAACCUGGCAGAGCCGCUCUACUUAAAACCCACUCUACAUCAAUAUUUUUAUCUGRCUGGCAAAAUUGUUAGUUUAUGUACUUGCUGGCAUUUUGAUGAGUAAAAUUYGAGCUGUCUGGUAAAAUGUAUAAAUAAAUAAAUGUAUAUAUACUU
This is a messenger RNA of Exaiptasia diaphana, 1330 nucleotides long. RefSeq lists its product as uncharacterized. The coding region runs from base 58 to 960 and encodes 300 amino acids. The record is from RefSeq and is a predicted model, not a curated record. The transcript is spliced from 6 exons. NCBI's taxonomy places the organism in Eukaryota, Metazoa, Cnidaria, Anthozoa, Actiniaria, Aiptasiidae.